Hansenula anomala is the source of this 1259-nucleotide messenger RNA. RefSeq names its product putative nitronate monooxygenase. Gene Ontology annotation, molecular function: nitronate monooxygenase activity. The transcript has a single exon. The record is from RefSeq and is a predicted model, not a curated record. The annotation marks the transcript as partial. NCBI's taxonomy places the organism in Eukaryota, Fungi, Ascomycota, Saccharomycetes, Phaffomycetales, Wickerhamomycetaceae.
GAAGACGCAUUUAUCUUUCCUCUUCAUUACAACUAGGUGGUACUCAAGUUCAUAUAUUUAAGAUGAAGUCCCAACUCUCUAGCUUCUUCAAGACAUUCGACGUCAAGUUCCCUAUUGUCCAGUCUCCAAUGGCUGGUGCAAGUACUGUUGAGCUGGCUGCUAUAAUCACAAAUGCUGGUGGGUUGGGUUCAAUCCCAUUAGGCUCUGCAAGUGAGAACCCUCAAGUCAUUGAGAAUCAAGUAUUGAAAUUCCAAUCAUUAGUCCAAGAUGAGAAACUGAAAAGAAAUAUGAAUCUUAAUUUCUUCACGCACGAGCCACCCAGAUUGGACCAAGAUGUUGUUCAUCAAGAAUGGCUUAAAAAGUUUCAUGGAUAUUAUAAAAAGGAAGGAAUUGAAAUUAGUCCAAAAGCUGAGAGUCUUACUUGUCCAUAUCCAACUUUCAAGUCAAUUGAUAGCGCAGACCACCAAACUAUUCAGACCUUGAUAAGAUUGAAGCCUAAAGUUGUUAGUUUCCAUUUUGGUUUACCAAACUUGAAAGUUCUAAAGACUUUACAAGAUGCAGGAAUCAAAGUUUUCAUAAGUGCUACGAGCCUUCAAGAAUUUCUUGAAAUCUCUGAAGCUGGUGCCGAUGGUGUUGUACUACAAGGAUGGGAAGCUGGUGGACAUAGAGGGAACUUUGUUCCAAAUGACAUUGAGGAUGAACAAUUAACCACUGAAGAGCUUGUUGAAAAAGUGGUUGAUUUUAUCGACACGAAUCAUCAAAGAUUUGCAUCUGGUGAUAAGGCUCCAUUUAUCGUUGCUGCUGGUGGAUUAUAUGAUGGUGAAACUAUUGCAACAGUAUUGAACUAUGGGAUCGCAGCAGUGCAAUUAGGAACAAUAUGGCUACCAACAAAGCAGGCAACUAUUUCACAUGAGCAUAGAAACUUGUUUUUUGUGAAUCCAGCCAGAGAAACCAUAAUGAGUCCAGCCAUAUCUGGUAGAAAUUUAAGAACUAUAGAAUCUGAUUAUUUGAAAGGGUUAAAGAAGAACUCACCUCUUUCUACCAUUCCUGACUAUCCCUUACCAUAUUCAAUUUUCAAACAAUUAGCAGCAGAUGCCAAAAGUGCAGGUGUUGGACACUCUUAUAGUGCCUUUUUGGCUGGUUCAAAUUUCCACCAAUCUAAAAGAGAUACAGACGACGCAGCUGAAGUCUUUGAACAGAUCCUUGAAGAGCUGGACUCUCGUGGAUACCAUUUCAAGAGAUACAUCUAAACAUAUAUC